AGUAUUUUGGCCGCUAGAAGCUGCCAUAGGCAUGGAUGGCUUCCAUGCUGGUGCCUGCGCGUGCAGGGCUUGAGGCGAUGCCUGUUGGAGCCCACAGCGCAGCUGACUUGCGUUCAGCUGAAGGCCAGUGAGGUGUCCAUGGAUCAGCCGCCCGCGCCAUCGCCUUCAAAGCCAUCGACGCCCUCCACGCCCGCCUGGCCGCCGACCACAGCCCCGGUCGCGAGCGAGAAAGCGGAUUGGUGUGUAGGCACCGUGUACAUCGUUUCGGAUGACCCCGAUGAUCCGCUCUCCACGAUCUGGCUGCGGGGCAAGCAGAUGCAGGUGUGCCGAAGAUCUUUGUACAUGUUCCCGCUGAGCAGCUGCAUCAGAAGAAGAGUGAUUGAGCUCGUGACAUGGUUUGCUUUCGACAAGUUCAUCCUGUUGCUCAUUAUCUUCAAUUCACUCUGCCUAGCCUCAUAUGAUCAUCGUAGUGAAGAUGAUCGCGGCUUCAACUGGGUCUCGGACAACAUCUUCGACCCCAUACUCACAAGUUUUUUCACUUUGGAGUUCAUUUUGAAGGUCAUCGCGUUUGGGUUCGUCAUGGAUGAGACGUCCUACCUGCGAGAUGCUUGGAAUUGGCUGGACUUCAUAGUGGUCAUCACCGGCAACCUUCAGAUGACGAAUGCCAUCACCAGCACAGAAGGCGUCGGAUUCCUGCGAAUGUUCAGAAUUUUGCGGCCGCUGCGCUCACUCAAUGCCGUGCCUCAGAUGAAGCUCUUGGUGAACACCGUCUUGAGCUCGAUUCCGAGACUCGGCAAUGUGAGCAUCAUGGCCGCCUUUCUCUUCUGCACCUUCGGAAUUUUAGGAAUCUCCUUGUUUGGCGGCGUCUUCUAUCGAAGUUGCCGAACCAGUGCUCAGCCGCUGCUCCUGGGGAGCAAUGGCACUGAGUGCUGGUCGUGGCCGCGCACGGCGGAUGAGCAGCUCUGCGGGGGCCGUUUUUUGUGCGAGGCGAAGCACAGCGUGUCCGGAGAGAAGGGAUAUUGUGGCGGUCAUCCCCAAGACCCCAACGAGCAGUUUCGCCCAGUUUUUGAAGGCGGCCAGCGGAAUUUCCCAUGGUGCACGGGGUCGGAGCCGAAGCAGGUGUUUCCAGAGAGCGAGUGGAUUUGCUUCGAUCACAUGGGUACAGCACUGAUCACCAUCUUCCAGUGCAUGACACUUGAGGGCUGGACAGAUGUGAUGUACCGACUUCAGGAUGGCUACGGCUUCGAAGUUGCCACAAUCUACUUCUUCCUGCUGGUUCCCGUCACCUCCUUCUUCCUCUUAAACGUCGCACUUGCCGUGGUGGAUGAGGCACGCGAGGACUUUGCGGAGGAGGCAGCGGAGGAAGCUGCAGAGGAGGAGGAAAAGAUUGAAGCGGAGGCGGAGAUGUCAGAGCCUGUGCACGAGUUUGCCCCAGAUUCGCGGCCCAGUGGAUACGCGCCCGUGGCCUGGAUGGGUCACUUGGUGGAUGCGGCAGGGGAUGUGACCAGGGCCAUGUCAAAAGCGCUGGAUGCCCCUGCGGACAGCGAUGACCAGGAGGCUCCCUGGCUCGAUGUGACCCUGGUGAGGAUCUUAAAGCGGAUUGCCACCAAUGAGGUGUUCACAAACAUCAUCAUGUGCUUCAUUGCGGCGAAUGUGGUCACCAUGAUGAUGGACGGAUACCCGCCCAUCUUGGUCUUGCAGGACUUUCUGGCCACCUGUGAGAUCCUGUUCCUGGUGAUCUUCUGCGUGGAGAUGUGCAUCAUGCUUGGCGCCUACGGGCCCUGCAGGUACUUGCGAACGCCUGUCAUGUGCUUCGACGGCAUAAUUGUGACCAUUUCUGUGGUGCAGGUCUUGACCUCCCCGGACGGAGAGGGCGGCCCCUUCACGGCACUGCGCACUUUGCGGCUCUUCCGGGUGCUCAACAAGCUGGCGAGCCGAUGGCCCUCCUUCCGGGUGCUGCUGAAAGCCAUGCUCUACACCGGGAAGUCUUUGAGCUAUUGGAUUGUUCUGUUUUCCUUGGUCCUGUACAUUUGCACCCUGAUGUUCAUCCAGCUCUUCCAGAGCAAGUUUCAUUUCGUCGACGUCGACACACUCGGGGAGGUAGCCCCCGACCAGGGCCAGCCAUGGUGUGCGGGCACGGAGGGUUUGGCCUCGAACUUCAGACAGGACUGCAUCCCGCGGGCCCACUUCGACACCUUCCUUUGGUCGCUGGUGUCGAUUUUCCAGAUCAUGACGGGCGAGAACUGGAACAUGAUCAUGUAUGCUGGCAUGCGAGCACAGGGCUGGACCUUCGGAGUCUUCUUUGUCCUCCUCAUCAUAUUUGGCCAGAUCCUCUUCCUCAGCUUGUUCUUGUCCAUGUUGCUGUCCAGAUUCGACGAGGUCCAGGACGAAAUGGAGAGGAAGGAGGCAGAGCUCAGGAGCAAGACGCGGGCCGAUGAAAAGACCCACAGCUUGAAGUCUCUCUUCCGCGCUGUCAGCAGCUUGCGGAAUGUUGCAACCACCUGGCGGGAGGCCGUUCAGGAGAGGAAGGUAGCGCCGGAUCAGGACCUCGUCAGCGAGCCGAAAGCGAUCCGAGGGGCCGCGGUGCGCAGCACGCCGCUUUGGGCGUCGAAGCUUUGGAGCGCCACCCGCUGGACCUCGCGGAGCUCGAAGCUCUUCCUCGUGACCUCGCGCGGCGCGGCGGCGCGGCGGUUGCCGCGGCGCGGGGGCCGGCGACGCGGGUGUUUGGUGGAGGUCUCAAAGCCAAGAAGACGUGCCUGGCCCGUUUUCUGCCCUCGAUGCUGAGGCGCGCGGACUCGCAGAGGUGGUGCCCCGGCACUCCCGCCGAUACAUGUCUCGAAUGAGCCAUGCCAAGGUGAGGGACGCCGCCGUGAGCAGCGCCGCAGGGGCCUUGUACAGCGCGAAGCUGAGCGCCACUUUGCCCAGACACAGCGCCAGGCCCCCGGCGAAGAGCAAACGCUUGUGCAGAGGCAGCACCGUCCUCGGGAG
Messenger RNA from Effrenium voratum, 2988 nucleotides. NCBI's taxonomy places the organism in Eukaryota, Dinophyceae, Suessiales, Symbiodiniaceae. The record is from the annotation of a GenBank genome assembly.